AAAAUUAUAUAGAACAAAAAAUGCUGAAAUUAUAUCAGGCAAGUGGAAAGUUGUUGAAUGCUGUCAAAGAGUGAAGCAUCCAGGAAGAAGGAAAUGGUGUUAGAUAUUUACUGGAUUCGAUGAUAGGGGAAGCGAGUGGGAGAGACCAUGUUUUUUUAAUAAUGGGGGUGAAUGAACAUGAUGCUUCACCGGAAGACAAACUACAAAUAUUAAUGAAUGGGUAUGAAGAAGAUUGUGUUUUAUAAGAGAAAGUUAAAAGUGAAUAUGAAUGUAAGCAGUGAUGAAAAUCAGUUGAGAAGGAAGACUAAAUUAAUUUUAACUUGAAGAGGGAGCCGAGUGUUUGCGUAUAUGGGAGUGGGUGGGUGUAAAAAAUGAAUCGAGUGAUCCGUCACUGAGAAGCAGAACUGGGUAAAAUAUUACUCGGUAGGUGGAUUGGAUCUGGAGAGCGAGAACCUUAUUCGAGUGAAUUGUUUAACUGACCAUUUUUUCACCACCACGCCCAGUUGGUCUGUUCUUUGUAAUAGCCUUUAUUGUAUUAAGAAUGGUAGUAGGGACAAAAAUAAUAAUAUUGUAAAUAUAGUAAAUAAUAAUGAUAAUCAUAUUGACGACAUAAACAAUAACAUUAAUAGUACGACUACUACUGAUAAUUAAUAUAAACAAAGCGAGCGGUGCGACGUGCGGAUAACCAUUAACCACCCAGCAAUGGGUGAGUCUGGACGUCGCCAAGCAACGACGUAAAGAUCGCAGCCACGGGAAAUUUCAAGGCGUUAUGCAAUUCUCACAUCCCCUGAAACAAACAAGAUCAUACGGAUAAACUCUUGGCUGUGCCGGAAAGUGGUCGCCGUACCAAGCGUUCGUCAGCAGCGUUCGUCGCUGGCUAGCAGCAAGAUUCACUUCAGGAAGCGUCAGCAGUGUGGGUUCGCCAGUCAGCAAGAGACCCCAGCAAGGUGUGAGGAGACAGGCCCGUCUUGAUACGAGUGCUGAGACUGAGGGGAGUGAGGGAACACGCUGACAGCAAGAGGGUGUUGUGUCACACUGCUCCCUCCAUCCUCCUUCUCCCUCACUCACCCCCUCACUCACGCUUCCUCCUCCAUCAUGUCCUCCGCUGCUGUUACGACUGUCAUGGAGGGCUCUCGAAGCGCCCAGGAGAUGACGGCUCUACGGGAUGUGGCUUACGUCAUCUGCUUCGGUCAUUUUCCUUGUGAAGAUGACGCCUGUGCACCCAACCACCAACGAAAAGCUGUCAACCUCGAGCACACUUCAGUCGAUACCUUUAACAUUUCUGUCUCCUCCGAGCCGAGUAUCUCCAGUGAUGAUCCAAACCCUUUUUCCGAUGACAUGAAUCCCUUUACUGAGGAUCAGAAUCCCUUCAAAGAUGAUGACCGAAAUCCCUUUACUGAGGAUCAGAAUCCCUUUAAUGAAGACGACGAUAUCCCGGGUGAAGACGGGGAUCAAAACACCUCCAGUGAACACCAGACUAGUUUAAAGGAGUCCUCUGUCUCCAGUCAGAAAUCCCACACUAGCAACCAGAGCAUCACCAAACCCCCCACCACCCCAGAGAAGGGCCACACAGACUACCCUCAGGUGCACGCUACCCCCGCUACUCCCCCAGAGUCACCACCACCAAGAGAAGUCUCCUCCAAUUCCUCACCACUUCCCACACCCCCUCCAGUAGAUCCCUCCAAAUCCCCUCCCCUCCCCCCCACGCCUUCAAUAACAACUCCCUCCAAGACGCAAGAUGCGAGCACUGUCUCUCGGGCCUACGUCAAAGAGGUCAUCGCUGAGGCGUUCAACUUGACCCCGCUUGACCUACGGAGAAUGGUGGAGGAGACUGGCAAUAAGGAGGCGCCGACGGUGGAGCUGCUCCUGGAGGAGAUAAACACGGAAGGUCUUGCCCUGGAACCCACGACAGGCACCCCAUCGCCGCCAGUGGUGUUCGUGCAAGCGGUAGUAGGAGGGGAAAGUCGUUUUACCGCCUUCACCAGUACCUCGGCUACCAAGGUCACCCAGAAUGCCCUCACCCUGGACGUAAACAACAUGUACACGCAAACGCUGCUGCUUCAAGUCUGGAGAGCUGUCAGCUUACCUGUUGAAGAGACUCAGAGCGGUCCAGUCCUUGACUUUUUGGGCCGCCUCAUAACCAGCAGCAUCAGGCACAAGAAGGAUAAGUCUGACACUGCUGCUGGUGCUCUCAGAUCCACUGAUGAGAGUUCCAUCAGCGCUACUACUAUAAGAGAACACCAGGAGGAGUCUCCAUCAGGUGAUACAGUGGAAGAUGGGGAUAAAAAACAAGUGGAACAUAAUGAUGAGGUGGACCACUGUGAUGAAAUACCAAUCAUUAAUGUCUCGGUGUGGGAGAACAAGAACCAAGAAGGCCAGCAGGACACACCCAAGACCAUAAAACAGAAAAUGAGUCCAAAAACUGUUCAGGCAAAAGCAAAAAAUCUAGUUAACAAGGUUGGUAAUGUGAAACACGUCAAGGAAAAUAAUGACAAUAAAGUACCCAUUGGUAAUGAUGUGGAAGAAGAAUUACCAAAUGGUGUUGAAGUAGGCUGGGAGGAAACUAACAGUUAUCCUCUUGAUGCAUCAGAUACUGUCUCUGUUUCAUCAGAACUCUCACCAGAUGUCAUGCGAGCAAGCACUCCAAGAGGUAGAUCAGCAAGCUUCCAGAGUCUCGAACUAUCAAGCAUCAGGGACAGCUCUGCUUCCAAAAAGUCUAUAAAGAAUAAGUUACGCAAUGGCAGUCUUAAAAUUAGUGCAUCCAACCUUAAAACAACACUACGUUCUAGUUUUCGAAGGGGGCAUCAAAAUAAUUCUGUAGAUUCAAAGACUUCACAAAAAGGACAACCUGAUAACUUUUCUCUGAGGUCUGAGAAUAGUGAUAUUUCAUGUUCAGGCAAUCCUCUUGGUGAGGAGGAAGAAGCGGACAAUACAAAUUCUUUUAAAGAUGAUAUUGGUUAUCAUGAAGAAUUACCAAAUGAAAAUGGGCAUAACAAAUUGAACCGUGAGAAGUCAAAAAGUACAUUAAGCAUAGCAUCCAUUUCUGAGAGGAUGAAUACAACCCUACGUCUAUCAUCACAAAAAGCAACAAACAUGUUCAAGAGAAUUGGAAGCAAAAGGGGAAAAAAACCUUACAGUGAAACUUCCACACCAGAACUAUCCAGACGGCAACCACAAGAUGACAAUACAUCUAUAUCAAGUUUUCAUAUGGAUAAAGUUACAGGGGAAGACCAAAGUGGCACCCUACCCUCUCAAUAUGACUGCAGCAUUGAUGACACCAGCACAGAACGGUCAGAAUCCCAUCAUAGCAGGGAAGUUACUGAUGGCUCACCAAUGGUUACUGCAUACCUGAGGAAAUCUUUUAGAACAAAGUUUUCUACACCAAGAACUCUAAGGGCCUUCAGGAGCCUGAGGGAAAGGGGAAACACUAAGAAACAUAUUGAUCCAAAAGAUAAUAACAAUGAAAACAUUUCUGAAGAAUGUGAGAGGUCCUUAGAGGGUCCCCAAAAUUCUCCUGAAAUUCAAAGUUAUCUAUCAAGUAUUGACAAAGGUCACCUUAAAGCUGAACUAUUAGCCCAUGUUAGCGUGCCUCUCAAGACUCUAAUAGGCCCAUGGAAGAAGGAAGGCUGGUUUCCUCUGAUUGUCACUCAAGAUGAAAACUCAAGUCAUAGUCAGAAGAAGAAGAAAUUUAAAAGAGCAGGCACAAGCAAUACAUCUCUGGUGAACAAAAAGAGCGCCAGAAUGGCCUGUAAGCUUCACAUCCGUCUGACACUACCUACACCAGAGUCAGGGCUCACUUACAGUGGCUAUGAUACCUACAGUACAACCCUCCGCAAGCUGGUUGAUGUGCACAUCCAGGCCCUGGAUUCUCUGAAGGACUACAAGGGUUCUGUAGGUGCAGUGGGUGAUGUGCUUCUGCAACAACUUGUCUUCUUUUCCCGUGUGUCAGAACCUCAUCGGACACUGGCUAAAUGGUUGAUCAUGGUGGAUGUCAAACCCUCAGAUCCUGGUCUAUUUCUGCCACUCCUGAGAGCCAUCAGGACCCACCUGGAAGCUGGCCUCUAUCUCACCACACAGAAACGCCAACUGGGUGGAGCUCUUUCUUCCUGGGUGCGGAAGGUUCUGACGGAUGAGUUUGAGAUGCUCCAUUCAUCAUUUCCAAGCAAUUCUGAUCUCAUAGAGUUGUCAAGGCUGGAGAAUUUCCUCAGAUGUUUCAACAUAUUGGAAAAUUGUUAUGAGUUACGAGUGUUGUUUGAGAGAGAGAUUGCACCACUGGGGAUGACAUCUGUCACUGACCUACUGCAUGGUGCCCUUAUCAAACACAUUGAAACAUGGGUGGAGGCACUCAACAAGGAGAAACUGAAGCAUGGGAGUGACACCAGCCUCACCCCUCACAGCCAAGUUUCAGCAGCAUGGUUAGAGUGGCAAGAAGCACAGUGGAGGGCAAGCUUGCUAACCAAACCCAUAUUAAAUUUCCUCACCAUAUCCUUCCACACCUACCAGCCUAUUUUCAUGGUAGAGAUGUCCGUGGAUUACCUGUACCUGGUGAUGCCCAAGAUGUUAACAGCAACCCUUCACUUGGUGAACCCACUGAUGAAAUAUGAUGUGGAUGGAGCCAACCAGGUUCCAUUAGAGGCCAUACCCUCUGCUGCUCAAGCAGGCUGGGUACUCUGUACUAACUUAAGCCAAAUUAACAAAAUUGGAAUUGAAAGUCAUCUUCCUCAGCAUUUGAUCCCCCAGGAGUACCGCAAUGCUUUUUCUCUUACUCUUUUGCACUGGCUGGCACUCAGCAAGCACUUGGCAUUAGAAGAGUUCCAUAGAGACAUUCAGCAUGAUAAAUUUGUUGCUAUUGAUGACCUGGAAGGAUAUAGUCGAUCUGCUGUUGGUGUGGCAGACCUCCUGAAGGCACUCAUGACACGUGUGUGUGACGUGAGGUGGCCUGGAGGUGUUGGCCCUGGAGGUAACACCCUUACCAAGAUCAGUCAGCAGAUCAUAGAGCUGGCAGCUGAGUACACAGACAAGGUCACCAAAGCUUUUGUUAAACGUGAUGGAGACGCUGACAGGAUUUCGAAAGAGGUGUGUGUGGUGGUGAGGAAUGUAGAACACGUGUGUGAUGAGGUGAGGAAACACUUGUUACAUUUGGCAAGUAUCUUGCGGGAUGAGAAGGAGGUGGCACAGCAACUGGAGGAACGUACGAAACACCUUCAAGAGCACAUUGAUUUUGCUGCUGAGUUUCUUCUGCACCAGUGUCUUCCUCAUCUGGAGCAGAUCUUAACACAGGGUGUGGUUCGUGGAAGCUCAGAAUUUGUGUUGAAAGGGUUAGAGUUGGCAAUGCAGCCAGUGGAGGACCGCCUGUACUUUGCUGAGCCUCUGCUUCACCAGAUGUGGUUCCGGCUUUUCCAACAUGCAACCAUCCUCAUGAGUAACUAUGUCCAGGGAGAGUGGCGUGAGAAUCUGCGGAAGCUGAGGACAGUGCUGUCUGACACUCACAGUUUUCUCACUGACCAAGGUGUUGGCCUCCGCCUGCCUGAUGAGGUUGAGAAAGAGUAUGAGUCUGUCCAAGCAGAACUGAUGAUCCUUGGAGCAACGUCACCAGAGUUAAUGUCCCAGUUUUACCAUGAAAGAUACCAGGAGCAGCUUAAAGAAGGAUCCAGUGCUGGCCGCAUCCUUGUUGUUAAUAGCACAUUCACAGAGGGUGGACUGCGGGUACAUGUGGUGCAGGCCCCGGGGGUGCCUGGAGGCGUACUAGUUAAGGCUCGUGUAGAGCCCCAUGAAUGGUUCCCUGCUGCUGAGCCUUGCAAAACACGCCUGUCAAAGGGAGAUCCUUCUGUCUUUAACGAGAUAUUUAAAUUCCCAAGUAUACAGGAGGAUCACUCUGAAGGGGAGCAGGGUGGAGUAUUGACGCUGCAGGUACGGACACCACGUAUCCUUGGCAGCAGUGUUGUCCACUAUGAGGCAGUCCUUCCCCUGGCUAACUUGCCCCGUGUCCUUGAGGCUGAUGUCCUCACCAUCCAACAUUCACGCCUGCCCCUCACCAGACCAUGGAAACUUACCUCAUACAAACCCUUAGAGGCCCUCAAGACACGUGCCCUGGACAAGACAGCUGUAGACUUCUUGAAGGCUUUGAGUGAACGAUGGGAGCCUCGUGAAACAUCUGUCCAGAUCCAGGACUCCCAAAAGUUACGGGCAACCUUUGCAAGAGCUGGCAGUGUCAGGAACACCAUGAAGGGAAGUAGGAAGCCAUCUCUCCGAGGCACCCUCAUUAAGUAGAUAAUAUCCAGGACAGUUAAUGACAACACAAAGCCAGUGAGAAAGUUUUUCUUAGUUCAUCCAUAAAAUAAGAGAAAAAAUAAAAUAGAAUGGCAUGAAGUUAAGAGGUGUUGAAUUCUUUCUGUGGUUAACUGGAUAGUACUGUAGCAAUAUCCAUCACCAGUCUUUCCAUCCCCAACAAUCACUCAAUGCGAGUACAGUACAGUACAGUUCAGUACAGUAAAUUACUUAAUGUUUAAAUGUGGAUGUUUUGAUGGUUAAAAUUGAUAAAUAGUUUGCUGAGUUUUGUAUAUUCCUCCUUCACCUCUUCUAUUUCUUUGAUAAUACUGGCUCUUAGAGUAGGGAUCCUGAAUAUGGGUUCCAUGGACCAACAGUGAUGUAUGUGAAGCCUCAUUAGGAGGUAGAUAAGAUUUAUUUUUAGGAUCCAAAGGUAUAUUUGGUAUGUACAGAAUAUGCCAAAGGUAUUACUUUUUUAGGAUACCUGUACAGUACUAUACUUUAUUAAAUAAAAAAAAACUGAGUCACCAUUGAGAGGGGGUACAUGAUGUCUCACACUGAGAACAAGGGGUACACCUACCUAAAAAAGGCCCAGACCUUCUAGUUUUAGAGAAUGCUUUUGUUUGAUUUUAUAUUUUACAGAGGAAAUAUCUCUGUUCUCAACUCCUCAAAAUGAGAUAUGGUACUCAAUCUUACUUAAUUAAGCUGCUACUUCUGCGCUUAACAAAGAAAAUAUCAAAUUUGGUCUUUGGUUUUGUUUUUUGUAAUUAUUUAUGUCAGGUGAGACUAUCUGCAUCAACAAUGAUAUUAACAUUCAAAUAAAAACAAAAACAAAAAAAGUAAAAAAAAAUGAGGCGUCGAGUGCAACAAGGGCAAGUCGCCAAUAUGGCAAUUUCCCAUUUUCAGUGUACUCAUAUACUUUCAUUUCCUUAUUCAGCUUUUCAAGCCAAACAAAAUGAUAUAUAAAACUUGAAAAUUUGAAUGUUUUUGUUGCAUGAGGUGCUUCAAAUGUGUUUUUGCUUAAAUAAAAAUGAGUGUAUCCUAAAUUGGCUUUUUCUGGUCUGUGAAAAUGGUUGCCUGGAGGGAACUUAAAUUGUUCUUGAUGACCAUUAAUGUUGUUAUUUUUUUGUGAGCCAAAGUAUUUGGUAAAUCUUUUUAUCUCUUCUGGUAAGUGGCUCAAAUAUGUCCCUGUAUACUGGGAAUGGCCUUUUUAGCCUUGUCAGAUUCAAAGCUGUUUGUUGACAUUCAUAUGAGGCCCAAUUUAUUUCCUAGACAACCACUUAAUUAUACUAUUGGUUGACUAGCUCCCUUAAGCACCUGGAGACUUUCAAAGAGCAGCUUAAGGCUUUCCUUUCACUGUGGGCAUUUGAUCUUGUUGAUCAUGAGGUAAAUGUAGGCUCUAGUGACAAUGCAUUUCUUAACUUGCUGCUACAGUUUAAUGUGCUUACUGUAUUUCUCUUGUUGGUCUCUUUAAUAUUGUUGAAUAUUGAGUGUUUAUAUUUUUUAAGAAACAGCACUUUUGAAUGAUAAUUUUUUAUAAGAGGAAUCAAGUCACUUGUGGAUUAUGCUGCGAGAUUGUUUAUUAAUGAUACAGCCAGGUAAAAACCAGGGUGUUUGCUAAAUGUUUAGGCUGAGAAUAAAGAGGUCUGUGUAUUA
Messenger RNA from Homarus americanus (American lobster), 7923 nucleotides. RefSeq lists its product as uncharacterized. The coding region runs from base 1096 to 6270 and encodes 1724 amino acids. NCBI's taxonomy places the organism in Eukaryota, Metazoa, Arthropoda, Malacostraca, Decapoda, Nephropidae. The transcript is spliced from 23 exons. The record is from RefSeq and is a predicted model, not a curated record.